CUGGUAUGGUUUGUUGUUUUGUCUGGCCUGCUUCGCCUGACACAACGUCGGUAAACAAUCGCUACGCUACACGCCCUGUUGUUCCCCGAAUCCGACCACAUCCAACCGUGGCGGAAAAUCGUGUGGUCGUGCCAGAAGUAAGAUGUUUUCCCUGCUGGCACGGUGCCACUAGACUCGCGCAUCGGUUCGUGCGUAAAUCCGUCGCAGUGUCCGCUGUCCGCCGUGCAUCGGUUCGUCGUUCGGUGCGUAUGCUUGCGGGUGCAUACGGUAAAUAGAAACACACACACGCAAGUACACGCACGCAUAGCUACAGGUCUGGAAAAUUGAGGUCCCCGCAAUAUGUUGCGGGUGGCGCACGCGAUCACGAGGGCCGCUUCGUGCGGCAGUGGUUGCCUGGGUGAAAGGAGGGUGGUGGGUGGCUAGUGUGCGAAGCGCGUACCAAUAUUUGUGGGUACGCGAAAAAAAAAAUCCAUCAAAAACAGUGUUCCAGGUGUAAGCGCACCAGCCGCCAGUGGCUUCUGUGCAGGCGUGACCUUCCGGCAUGAGGGUACAGUACUGGAUCGGUGCGAUAGCAGCUGUCCUCUGUGCCGUGUGCGUGUACUCGCCCAUUUUCCUUUACUUUCUGCUGUUCGUCCUCUACUCGUUGGUGCUGAUUGCUGUCGCGGUGUUUGGCACCAUCUAUGUGCACUACAAGCUAACCAACCGUGAACCGGUCUCGUACGUCGACCAAGGGGAAGACCAGCAAGCGAAUGUCCUGUACAAUGCCACACGCUCGCCGCUGUUUGGCAACGGUACGCCCGGAUCCUCGCCCGGGAUCUCCCGCCACCAGGGGGGCCGUUCGGCGGGCGGCACCGGUGGAUCGACAGGCGGGUCCGGCCAGCCCCAGCUGCCGAUCAUCUUCGGGCGCACGGUCGACGGGCUGCUGCAGCAGAUCAUCGACAACGCGAUGCGCGAUCUGGUCGGGCCGGCCCUAGAGCUGGUGGUCGCGAACCCGCGCCGCAUCGUCGAGCUGCUGCGCGAGGACAUCUGGCUCAGCAUUGAGAAGCUGCACGAGCGGGCCGCCCGCAUCGACGCACCGAAGCUGAUCGCUUGCGACUUUGUUGCGAAGGUGACGCUGCAUCUGCAAAAGAUCCGCCGGCAAACGGCGGCGGCCGCGAACGGCGGGACUAAGCGUGAGGGUGGGCCAGCGGAGGCUACGGGCGAACAAGCCGAUCCCGUCGUGACCGCCUCCUACCUCGCGUCGACCGAGAAGGAGCUCGACUUUCUCAAGAAGAUUGGCGAGAUACUGGUCAUCUUUCUGCUACCGCGCGGCUACUCGCUCUCCCCGGUGAAGGAUCUGCUGAGCGAGGUGCUCGCCUACCGGGUGCUGCACCCGGCGAUCCACUACCUGACCGCGCCCGACUUCAUCAACCAGCAGAUCGUGGAGUGCAUCGAGACGCGGCUGGUCGCGGUCGCGAUCCAGAAGCGCAGCCACGAGUACGCGGCCAACUUCGAGGACUUUCUGCGCAUCAUCGACAUGACGCAGACGGUCGAGGAACUGCAGUCGAUACGGGCGAGCAUCGUGAGCGACAUCCGGCAGGCGACGGCAAUGCAAACGAUGCAGCGGACCCGGGGCGGCUUCGCGAUGGCGGCCUGUGAUGGCGCCGACACGGGCGGGUCGGCCGACAACGGUGGUGCCAGCGGUGGUGAUGGGGAGCCGGCGGCCGCCACCCAGCGCCUGAAGCGCUACAUCCAGCAGCUGUCGUACGCGAAAAGCCAGUGCGAACAGUGUCUGGCGCGGCUCGGCUGGGAGGGAUGCGUGAGCAACGAUGUGGACCUGUCGCUCGCCGACAUUCUGUCCACGGUCGGGGGUCGCCGCGCGCUCACCGCAUUCCUCGAGCCGCUCAACGCGGCCAGCCUGGUCGGGUACUACACGACGGUGGAGGAGCUGCGCCGGGCGGCCCGCUCCGCCUGGCACCAGCUCGGGGCGGAGAUUUUCUACACGUACGUGCGGGCACCCAGCUCGGAGAUCCCGCUCGACAAAGCGACGCGCAAGCGCAUGGAGGCGUUCCUGGUCGGGGACGUCGGCGGCCCGGACGUGUUCUACGAGGUGCAGCGUGAGUGUCUGGCGCUGCUCGAGCAGAAAUACUACCGGCCGUUCCUGCUGAGCGACGAGUACGGCCGGCUGAAGCGGUCGCUGACGCAGGACGAGUUUAAGGAGCUGAUCGCGUCGAGCGGUACAAGCGGCGUCAGCGGCGGUGGAUGCGGCGGGCUCGAGAACGAGCUGAUGCUGCAGCACGCCACCAGUCAGGACAGCCAGGAGAGCCAGGAAAGCUCGACGGGCAGCACGGCGAACGGGGGCGGCGGCGAGGGUGCCACCGAUCCGGCCCUGGCCGAUCUGAGCAACCAUUCGCAGUACGCGCGCAACAAGCUGGACCGGCUGGACGAGAAGUUGGCGAAUAAGCAGCAGGCGCUGGAAGCGCUGAAGCAAUCGCUCAAGCCCGACUCGAAGCUGCUGCUGAUGCUGGAGCGGGAGAUCGAGUGGCUGCGGGGCGAGCGCCGCCAACUCGAGUCGCACCUGCUGCGCACCGCCGUCUGGGGCGAGUAUCUCGGCAGCUGGCGGGCGAUCGUCGAGAGCGUCGACUUUUCCGACGACCGGGAGCCGCCCCAGUUUAUGAUCGUGGUGCAGGUGGACGAGAUGAAUGACUACGGCAGCGGUGGUAGUGGCGGGCGGGACGACACCACCGUCACGACGGCACUCGAGGCGACCGACACGAUCUCGACCGGGUGGGUGGUGGUGCGGUCGCUCACCCAGUUCCACGCCCUACACCGCAAGCUGCGCCCGAUGUGCGUGGAGCUGCGCCAACUCGAUCUGCCCUCGAACAACGCGUUCAAGCUGUUCCUGCUCAAGAACGAUCGGGCUCUGCUGGAGAAGGCCAAGGCGCAGGUCCAGCGCUAUCUCAGCUUCAUCCUCGAGGACGACCACCUGAACCAGAGCGAGGCGGUGUACGAGUUCCUCAGCCCGAGCUCGGACCGGCUGAAGCAGGGCGUGCUGACCGGCAACCCGUCGCCGUCGAAGAAGCAGACUUCUAAGUUUUCGCUUGCCACCAUCUUCCGCAGCAACAGCGACAAGCUGGAGCAGCUCUGGCAUGUCGGGAGCGGUGGUGGUGCUGGCGGCGAGCGCCCGUUUGGCAGUGGCGGCGGUGGCGGCACCGACCACCAUCCCGACUUCACUCCGGAAGACGCCGACCAGGUGUCACUGUAUCUGGAGGGUGGUCCCGCACCGUCCGGCCCCAGCUCGUCCGGCGCCUCCCCGCCCACCGACGGUGCCGCCGUCGCGAUGGAGCUGCGCGACUCGAUUGCCGAGCCGCUGUACGGGCUGCUCGGCGAGAUAUUCGAUCUCGGCGGCGUGUUUCGCUGGCUGCGCAAGAGCCUCAUCUCGUUCGUGCAGAUCACGUACGGGCAGACGAUCAACCGGCAGCUGCGCGAAUCGAUCGCCGCCCUGUUCGACGAGCCGAUGCUGCACGCGUACGCCAGUGCCGUCCUGCGCAGCCUCUGGCCGGGCGGCGGCACGCUGCAGGCGGACGGCGUCCGGCUCCUGCCGUCCGCCGAGCGUACCGAGGACGAGCGCGAGAUGAUCAUGAACGCGGCCCGAUCCCUGCUGCAGGACAACAUACCGGAGCUGCUGUGCAGCCUGAUCGGGGCGCAGAACGCGCGCCAGGGUGCGCUCAAGCUGUUCGAGGUGCUCCAGAACUCGCUCUACAACAAGCAGCUGUUUUACGAUCUGCUCGAAACGCUCAUGCUGGAGCUGUUCCCGGAGAUACGCCAGCUCAAACCGGCCGCGGCGGGCAGCACCGGCAAUUGUGCGACCGUCGCGCCCGGCCACGCUACCGGCAGUAGUAGCAGCAGCACGGUCCUGCGGCCACGCGAGUACCACCAUCAACCGGCAGCGGCGGGUUCGUCGCCUGCCGCACCGAUCUAUUCACCACCGACGCCAACGGGGGCGGUGGGUUCCGCUUCGGGAACACCUAUUAGAAGCAUAUCAUAAAAUCCCCCCCCCCCCUCCAUCCACCUUUCACUGCAGCUUUUGCGAAGGAAACCGAUCUUUUUUUUACUCUUUUUUGUUUUGAAAAGUAUUAUUAUUAUUUUAUUCUCUGAAUUGUAGAGGAAAUUUUGGACAAGCAUUCCCCAUGUGCUUAUGCCCAUUCCCUACCUUAAGGGACCCCCCUUAUUGACCUAUUGCAAUUUCCUGAUCGUUUGUGUGGGCUGGCGUGGCUGCUAAGACGAGGCCUAAACAGUGCUGCAAAAUGUCACUGACAAUGUCAUACAAAAAUUGACUGAAACAAAAUCCACGUCAGCGUCACGUACUGAAUUGUGAUAAUCAGAGGCGAUACUCAAAACGGUUGGUGAGAUAAAUGCAUGCUUCGUGACAUUUUUGCGACCAACGCUUGGUCAGUCACUAUGACAUGACUUUUUUUCACUGUGAUCAGUUCUGCAAAAAUGUCGCUGACAUAGUCAUGACAAAUUCCGGCUGAAACAAAAUAAUGUCAGCGUCACGUGCUCUAUUGUGAUGAUCAGAGGUGAGACUCAAACAGCUGUUGCGACCAUCACAUGCUUGGUGACAUUGUGUGCAACCAUCUCUUGGUCAGUCACUUGGUCGCGACAUUUUCUGUCGAUGAUAAUCACGAUAGUAAUGGGAGGUAUGCGGUGCGUGCGAGUGCGAAUCUGCUUUGAUUGUCUGUUGGGUCAAACAGAACGAGAAAGUAUGCUCUUUUUGUCGCUCGCGACCAUAUGCCAAGUAUAUUCCAAGAAUAUUGUGAUUAUCACCGACAGAAAAUGUCGUGACCAAGUGAGUGAUCAAGAGUUAGGUGCUAAACCAAAUGUCAUCAAGCAUGUGAUUGGUCCACCAACUGUUUGAGUCUCACCUCUGAUCAUCUCAGUUGUGCACGUGAGCUGAUUUGAGCUUCGUUUCAGUCAUGACUGUUGGUGACGGAAACAGUGGCAUUUGGCAGCACUGUUCACAGCCAGAAAUGAUUAUGCUUGUGACAGCAUUAAGCUCAGCUUGUCAGUCAAAGUAUCGCGGUUGACUCAAGCACUCGCAUGCCCUUUCAUUGAGUAUCAGCAAUGAGCAUCAAGCUACUACGAAUAUGUUCGUUGGUGAAUAUCUCGUGAUGCUCAUGACAUUUUGCAGCAAUGCUUCUAACCAUGCACAAACAGUUUGCACCGUUCACGUCCCAUAGGUUUUGUUUGAAAAACUGAAUUGGCCAUUCACUAAAAGACAUAGAUGUAAGCCUCUCGUAUUAAAUAUCAGUUCCAAAAACUCCCCAAACUGGGGUGAUAGUGCUAUAAUAAGGGUGCAUCUGGCGUGCAUCGACGAGUCUAGUCAAACAUUCGCAAUGACAUAAUCGUACAUGUUUAGUGUGGUGCACGAAGCUGGCCAAUGGGCGAUCGUGUUAGGCAAAGUCCCAGGUUCGUUUGCUUAGCAGGUUAGGUUGAGUUACAACGCGCGUUACCCAUCCUGAGUGCAGCAUUUCCAAUCACUAUGUUUAAGCGUUUAGCCAUAAGCCGGGAACGGGUAGAGUAGGUGGUGUAUUUCAUGCAUUCCUUUGUCGGUACGGUACAGUAUUUGCACACAUCCUCGGAUGCAGUAUUGGGGUUUAUUUGCCGUUCAGGGUAACCAGAAACCCUGCUAAACGUAUUUGCUAAACUAAGACUAUCCAGGUGUGGGCCCUUUUUGCUCACUUGUAGGGUUAAGGCAAUGUGUAACAAAAACAAGUGAAACCAAAAAAACGAAACACUGUAUGUAGGUCUAAUUUUUCCCUCUAUCCCAUCCCACCCAAAACACCCACACAUACACACACAAAAAUAGUGCAAGUGGAAAAAGCGAAGAUAAAGCAAAAUAUGUGUGAUGUUGCUGCUCUGCCAGCCUAUCCGCGGUAUGCAUAUCGCUCUAGAAAACGGUGUCUAAAGCUAGGAGAGGUAAAAGAGCAUAUAGCAAAAAACGAAGAAAAUUGUGUGUCGAUGUGCAAAAGAAACGUGUUACAGCAUAUUAACAAACCAAAGCAAACCAAACAGAGCAAAAAACUAGCAUGCGAAGCACCAGCACCUGCUGUGUCCGUGAUGUGUCCUUUCCGUAUACAUAUACACAUAAAUAUGCUUUUAAAUGUGCUGUGAGUGAAUCGAACUGGACAACUGUGUGAAUGAGUACCAUAUGAGCUGAUAAGACAAACCAGAAAACAAUGAUAAUAAAGAUUUAAUCAAAGUA
Molecule: messenger RNA, 6244 nt
Organism: Anopheles gambiae (African malaria mosquito)
Lineage: Eukaryota; Metazoa; Arthropoda; Insecta; Diptera; Culicidae
Gene: snz
Product: sorting nexin-25
Exons: 4
Coding region: 542-4027 (1161 amino acids)
Cellular component (GO): intracellular membrane-bounded organelle
Molecular function (GO): phosphatidylinositol binding
Source: RefSeq, a predicted model, not a curated record